GCUUAGCUCAAGUAUAUUCGUCUACACACUAUUCUCUGCACCAUGGCGUACCCCAUUCAAUGGCUCGAUGCCACGUUCAGUUCGCGCGCGCGAACAGAGGAGCUCCUGCGCCCUGAUGUCGAGUCUGAGCUCAUCACACCGCAUGACUUCCAGCUUGCCGCCGCGUUCCUCCCAGGGUUGCACCGCUACUGGCCUUACGGGUAUGCCAUGCUCGGAAGUGGUGCGGCGGCUGGCUAUGCGCGGUUCUACAGACGGCCCCCUGCCUCUCUCAACCGCACGUCACUCCUCGCCACUGUAGCCGGCUUCCUGGGAGCGGCGUAUGGCCAGUUUCGACGUGCCAAGGCGCACUGGACCUUCACACAACUUCUCGACGAUCCUCUCGCGUUCAGCCAGGCCCUGGAGAACGUAAACCAGCGGACAGGGGGUGUCAGGCCCCUCACCUGGACACUGCAGCGGGCAAAGGACGUGCCCGGGCGGGAAGAUGUGCAUGGAGAUGUGCCUCGCCCAGCUGAAGACGUAUGGGCUUCAGGCGCAGACUCGGCCACUCAACCUGACCCCGCGCCCAGGAGCGCGCAGGUGCCGGCGACAUCGACGUCAGAAACGAUACUGAAGAACCGCUGGGAGGAGAUCCGCGCAGCGAAUGCACGGAAGGCCGGCCAGUCAUCCAGCUGGGAUGCACUGCGCCAGAAUCAUGAGCGCAGUCGCAUGCAGGGUCAGAACGGGACGGCAGGAGCUGAACGUGUGUCUGGAGAGACGGAUCGUGCACGAGAGCAGGCACAGUUCGAUGCACUUUUGGAAGCAGAGAGGCGUGUUGCUAGCCGGUGAGGUGCUAGAACCGGAAUCGAGCUUUGCAAAAUCACAAUGAGUGCAUCAAAGCACUUUGGUGUGUCUAUCCGGACUGUAGCAUAGUAUUGCCGCCGAGGAUGUCGGAGGUGCAUUCCCCGCACCAAGUAGGGACUGCAUACUUACUGCAGAACGGACAGAGAUCAGGCAAAUGCCGUAGAUCCACUUC
This is a messenger RNA of Postia placenta MAD-698-R-SB12, 1012 nucleotides long. RefSeq lists its product as hypothetical. Lineage: Eukaryota; Fungi; Basidiomycota; Agaricomycetes; Polyporales; Adustoporiaceae. The coding region runs from base 43 to 825 and encodes 260 amino acids. The record is from RefSeq and is a predicted model, not a curated record. The transcript is spliced from 3 exons.